Molecule: messenger RNA, 885 nt
Organism: Clonostachys rhizophaga
Lineage: Eukaryota; Fungi; Ascomycota; Sordariomycetes; Hypocreales; Bionectriaceae
Source: the annotation of a GenBank genome assembly
AUGAGCGCUCAGAGACACCAAAAGUCCGUCCUCGUUACUGGAUGUACUCCAGGAGGCAUUGGCUGCGCUUUGGCUCAAGAAUUUCAAUCACGCAACUGCAAUGUCAUCGCCACAGCCCGCAAGCCUGAAGCUCUGACCGAGCUGGCCGGUAUGGGCUUAACCGCAGUCCAUCUUGACGUGGAUAGUGAAGAAAGCAUUGACGCUGCCAAGAAGCGUGUUGAGGAGUUGACGGGCGGCAAACUCGACAUCCUUGUCAACAAUGCAGGUGUACGGUACAUCAUGCCAUUGACGGAUGCAGAUCCAGCACGUGUUCGCUCCGUUUUUGAGACCAAUGUCGUUUCCGUGAUGGUGCUCACCAAUAAGCUGUUGCCACUUCUCCUAGCAUCGGAGGGUCUCGUUGUCAACAUCUCCUCCUACUCAGACCGGUUGGGAUACCCAUUCAAAGGUGUAUACGCCAUGUCCAAGGCCGCUUUGUCCAGCUAUUCGCAGAAUCUGUCGGUUGAGUUGGCGCAUUACAAUGUUCGUGUUUUGAACGUCGUCACAUCUUUUGUCGCCAGCAAAGGGCAGGAUGGCGUUCACGAGGAGUGGCCCAAGGACAGCCUGUUCAAUUCCAUGCGAGACGAGGGACAAAAGGUUGGAGGUGGGAAGCGGAUGACGGCGGAGGAGUAUGCGAAAGAGGUGGUGACGGAGGCUUUGCGAGGUAAGGGGUGGUCUUUUGGCCCUUUCAGGUUCUUCGGGACGAGGGAGACGAUGCGCGUGGGGACGAUGUGCAUGAAAUUGUGGCUUCUGGAGACACUGGGUUAUGGUUGGAUCAGGUUCAUGAUGCUCAGAAUGUGGCCCUUUUGGAAACUGAGGGAUAGCCUGCGGGCGAAGAAGACGAACUGA